Acaulospora colombiana is the source of this 705-nucleotide messenger RNA. The record is from the annotation of a GenBank genome assembly. Lineage: Eukaryota; Fungi; Glomeromycota; Glomeromycetes; Diversisporales; Acaulosporaceae.
AUGGGUCCGGCUUUAUUACUUUCUGAAGUAAUUAAGUUUCUCAUAGACAAUAAGAUACACCAAGAAGUAAAAGAAGCAUUGACAAAAUAUAACAUUAAUGACAAUGGUGACUAUAAAGAAUUGCAACAGUGUGUAAGGGAAAUAAAACUGAACACUAGCGAACAAGAAACAAACAAUCUUACCUCUACUGUAUCAUUAUCAUCCACAAGCACACAAACUGUGAAUAUUUCCGACCCAAAGAGUCUAACAUAUCUAAUCCAGGGCCUUAUUUCUCUCGGCCUGAGACACUUUUUUCUUGACGAGGAUGCAUUAUUUGUUGGAGGCAAAACGGAAGGUGUAUGCAGAAUUAGCAGUGCGGACCCACGAUUGUCAAGUGUAUCGCUAUAUUGUGAGUAUGAACUCGGGACAGCUUAUUAUCACCAACUUGGUUUACAUCAAUUUGUUGGAUAUCCCAUAGUUUUAAAGAGUCCGUUUAAUUUAUGUGGAACAAAGAUUGUUACAGGACUUGAUAAGAGCAAGACAAAGUUUAUUGACAAUGAUAACUAUGUUAUUGAGUUUGAUGAAUUACACUCUGAUCCUUCUAUAGGAACAGCAGCAGGACAAACAUCAGCAGCUUCGCAGAUAAAAACAGUCAUGACACAGACAAAGUCUUACGUUGAGGACAAAGAAACGCUAACAUACAUAUGCUUUUUUUUGCUGGGAUGA